This is a messenger RNA of Meloidogyne enterolobii, 255 nucleotides long. NCBI's taxonomy places the organism in Eukaryota, Metazoa, Nematoda, Chromadorea, Rhabditida, Meloidogynidae. The record is from the annotation of a GenBank genome assembly.
AUGGCAAAAUUCAUUUUUGUUUUUAUUUUAUUAAUUUUUAUUUUCAUUAAUUCAUCUUAUGCUCCCGAACCUUCCUACAUAGGCAAUUGGAAAAAUCAUUCACCGCAAGAAAUAGCAGAAAAUAAAGCUAAGAAAGAAGCUGAGAAAAAAAAAGCGCAUUAUGAUAUGAUAAAACAAGUUGGAGAAAGUGAAAAAAAGAGACGGGCUAAAAAUCCGUAUACUAAUUUUACAUUUUCACCACCUUCAAAAAAGUAA